GCUUCUAAAACAAGAUGUGGGACUUCUUCCUCUGCCUGCUCCCUUCUCUGACGUUGGUCCUAGUUACUAUUCUGCUUCAAAUAAACUGGAUUCGUCAUCUUGCAGAAAGUGCCGUCCAGCGUUUGGGUUGCUUCAUGUGGACACGAACCUGUAGACUUCUCAAACUCUCAAAUACUAACGUUUCAGGAUCGACUAAGGAGAAGCCAGAGGUUAAACUGAUUUGCAAACCCACAGCUCUUGCCAGCUACCUGAGGAAACACUGGCAUGCUUUGACCCAGCCUCCAACACGGCCUCAGACUGACCCUCAUUCACAGAUAAUCACCAAUCUCAUGUGGCCCACGCUGGAAGAUGCUGAAAUGCAAGGAGUCCGAUUUACAAGGGAUCACCUUCUUCUUCAUGAUGGAGGUAUUGUGGCGCUGGACUGGGCUGUUGGUCUCAGCCAUCAUGAUCAGAUCAAAAGGCAACAUCAUCCAGGAGGAAAGGUUCUAGGCCUCCACUCAAGCAAUCCAGCUAUUGUUAUUUUGAUUCCCAAUGCUCUAGGUCGAGUGACACCACACUUGCUCAAGUUGUGUCACCUUACUCUGAAACAAGGUUUCUAUCCAGUCGUGUUCCAUCGCCGUGGUCACGGUGGCUGCCCUCUUACAACUCCCCGCUACCAGGAGUUUGGUAAUCCCUCAGACCUCAUGCAGACGGUAGCAUACCUGCGGAGCCACCAUCCAUCUUCGACUCUUCUCGCUGUAAGUGAGGGCUCAGGAUCAGGCUUGCUGCUGUCUUAUCUGGGGGAAUGUGGUUCUUCAUCGUACCUGAUGGCUGCAGCCUGCAUCUCUCCAGUGUUUCAUGGACAACUGUGGUUUGAAAAUGAAUUUCCUUGGCUCUAUCACUGGGUAGCUCUUAUGUACCGCAAGUUCCAAAUAAACAGGUACGCCACCUCUUUGAGCUCCGUGAUGGAUGUCGCAAACAUUUUAAGCUGCAAAUCCCUGCGAGACAUGGAGGAAUUCAUGUUCUGCACUAUUACACAACAAAACCACAGAACAUCAGACUCCAAGGACCACAUUAAAAAGGGCGAUUCAAGGAUACCACUGAAGCCUGACUGGGCAGGUUACUGGGACAGAAAUGAACCUUUAAGAGACGCAGAUGAAGUGGCAAUACCAGUCCUCUGUUUGUAUAGCACAGACGAUCCCCUUUCCCCACCCUCAUCCACAUUACCCGAGACACUUUUUCACAACAACCCUUACUUCCUGCUGGCCCAGACGGAACAGGGUGGCCACUGUGGCUUUAUGCACAGGGAUGAACGUGGAAAUACUACUUCCUGGAGUCAUUCUGCAGUGUUGGAAUAUUUUCACGUGGCUGCCGACUUCUUUGGGUUAGAGGACAAGAAAGGGUUCAAGGAUGUUAUAGCCAUGGGUUGCAGUCAUGGCCUGAGGCGUAGCACAAGCGCCGUGAUGUCCACGAGAAGGUCGACCCUGCUAAGGAAAGAAAGGCCUGUUUUGAGCUCACGAAGACGUCAGAUCUCAACUCCCUCUGAUACGUUUACUUUGGAAGAAGAGCGAGAGGAUUUUACUUGGAAUAGGUCCUACACACGUUGACUGAAAGGAGCAUGUGGUGUGUUACGAGCACAGCAGGGAGUGCGUGAUGUGUUAAUGGUUGUAACAUGACAAAUUGAACUGAAAACAGAUUUGUGGAGUUUCCAUUUCAACACUUUCUUAAAGGUCCAGAAUAAAACAUUUUGGAGGAUCUAUUGACAGAAAUUCAAUAUAAUAAAUAUAACUAUGACUUCAGAGGUGAAUAAAGACCUUUAAUGAAGAGUUAGGUUUUUUUUUACUAAUGGGCUUUGCACAUACAGUCAGAAAUUUCGAAUGCGUUUUUUCGUAUUUGGCGCUCACUUGUACGGUGCCUCUGGAUUUUCAAAAGGCCUCUCAAAAUCUGUGAUACAGAUGUGAAAAACGCAGAAAAUCAAACCCAUUGCGAAUCUUUUUAUGACAGAAAAAAAUAUCGGAGGCAAUGUGUUAAUGCGAUUGACACAACGUGUGGUCGUAUUUGUUUUUUAACGUGAGGAGACUUCAGACGCAAAUUUAGGACUCAAUGUGCAAUGGCUUUUAGAAUGAGCUAUUUCUAUACACAGUGGGUCUCCUUGUAUGGAAUUGGUCAUGUUCUUUCUAAAGCAGCUCUAAACGGACAAACUUCUCUACAGAACACGUUUCGUAAAUACGCUAUCUCCUUAGAGCUAAGAUUUCGGCAGGUUUUCGCCUUUUUGCCUGUGUCAGCCACCGUAGUGCUUAGAAAGAGAGGAGGCGAA
Messenger RNA from Triplophysa dalaica, 2296 nucleotides. Its product is annotated as protein ABHD15. The record is from RefSeq and is a predicted model, not a curated record. Lineage: Eukaryota; Metazoa; Chordata; Actinopteri; Cypriniformes; Nemacheilidae. Gene Ontology annotation, molecular function: short-chain carboxylesterase activity; monoacylglycerol lipase activity. The transcript is spliced from 2 exons. Bases 15 to 1586 code for a protein of 523 amino acids.